AUGGUCGACAGUGAAGCGAGCUCGCCGACCUGGAAGUUCACCCAAUGCUUCGGCGACAAGGGCGAUGUCGAGGAUAUCACCGAAGCCGACAUCAUCUCGACGGUAGAGUUUGACCACACAGGCAACUAUCUGGCCACCGGCGAUAAGGGAGGACGAGUGGUUCUAUUUGAGCGGAACGAGACGAAAAAAUCCUGUGAAUACAAGUUUCACACCGAGUUUCAGUCCCAUGAGCCUGAGUUUGACUAUCUGAAGUCGCUCGAGAUCGAGGAGAAGAUCAACAAGAUCAAGUGGUGCCGUCGACAGAAUGCCUCCCAUUACCUCCUAUCAACCAACGACAAGACGAUCAAGCUGUGGAAGGUGUUCGAGAAGUCUCUUAAAGUGGUGGCCGAGAACAAUCUUUCUCACGACGUAACGCCCGGCGGCCCGGUAGGCGGCGGCGGCGGCCUUCGAGCUCUGCCCACGACGCAGCACUUCAGGAACGCGGCGGACCUCAAGCUGCCUCGUCUCACACAUCAUGACACCGUUGUGGCUGCCGUCCCGCGACGGACCUACGCCAACGCCCACGCGUACCACAUCAACAGCAUAUCCGUCAACAGUGAUGGCGAAACCUUCAUUAGCAGUGACGAUUUGCGCAUCAAUCUCUGGAACCUCAACAUCCAGGACCAGAGCUUCAACAUCGUUGAUAUCAAACCCGCCAACAUGGAGGAGCUGACCGAGGUCAUCACCGCUGCCGAGUUCCACCCCAUCAGCUGCAACUGGUUCAUGUAUGCCAGCUCAAAGGGCACCAUCAAGCUUGCCGACAUGCGAGAGAGCGCCCUGUGCGACCAGCACGCAAAAUUAUUCGAACAAGAAGAGGACCCUUCAUCGAGGUCGUUCUUCUCUGAAAUCAUCUCGUCAAUAUCAGAUGUUCGAUUCUCCUACGACGGAAGAUAUGUCUUGUCUCGAGAUUACCUCACCGUCAAGAUCUGGGACAUCAACAUGGAGCGGCAGCCGGUCAAGACGAUACCGAUUCACGAGCACCUGCGACCUCGAUUAUGCGACACGUACGAAAACGAUAGUAUCUUCGACAAGUUCGAGGUCGUCUUCUCUGGCGACGCCAAAAACGUCAUGACCGGCAGCUACAACAACAACUUCAUGAUCUAUCCUUCCGACCCGGACAAGGAGGUGGAGGUGGUCCUCCAGGCGGACAAGUCGGCUUUCAAGGCAAAGAAGGUGGGCGUUCCUACGCCCAUCAACUCGUCUUCAAGUCCCGCUGCGAAUGGCGGCAAGAAGGGGGGCUCAAGAGCGGGGAGCCCGGCUGGUGGUGCCCAGGGUCAGAGGAUGCGGAAAGAGACGGACGCGGACCAGAUUGACUUCAACAAGAAGAUACUACACAUGAGCUGGCAUCCGUUUGAGGACAGUAUCUGGCAUCCGUUUGAGGACAGUAUUGCCAUAGCCGCAACCAACAAUCUAACCAGACGGCUCUCGCGACAGCUCUUUGUAUUUUCAGCACUGUAG
Molecule: messenger RNA, 1497 nt
Organism: Trichoderma citrinoviride
Lineage: Eukaryota; Fungi; Ascomycota; Sordariomycetes; Hypocreales; Hypocreaceae
Product: protein phosphatase PP2A regulatory subunit B
Exons: 6
Coding region: 1-1497 (498 amino acids)
Biological process (GO): peptidyl-serine dephosphorylation
Cellular component (GO): protein phosphatase type 2A complex; cytosol
Molecular function (GO): protein binding; protein phosphatase regulator activity
Source: RefSeq, a predicted model, not a curated record